Molecule: messenger RNA, 1416 nt
Organism: Cladophialophora immunda
Lineage: Eukaryota; Fungi; Ascomycota; Eurotiomycetes; Chaetothyriales; Herpotrichiellaceae
Exons: 2
Coding region: 1-1416 (471 amino acids)
Source: RefSeq, a predicted model, not a curated record
AUGCCCCCUGUACAACGCACAGCGACACUGGUUCCUGACGCGCUUGCGAUCAUCCAAAGGAACCAUGCCGGGCUCCGUCGUCGCUCUGGCGCCUACGACAGCCACGUGUGGAAAGGCGGCCUGAAUGUCGCCUCGGUCGACCUGAUUGCCAUGCUGGUCAGCGACGCCGGGCUGUCCAAUCUCGAGCCGCAGUGGUGGAAUGCUUCUCCGUGGGGAUGCUUCCUCAUCGGUCUCCAGCCUCGCGGCGGAUGGCAGAUCAUGCAACGGGCAGUGCAAUGGGGCAAUGACAGGUGGGCCCAUUCGUUCGGCGUCGACUGUAGCAAAAAUGUCAUGUACUCCUAUUUCGCUUGCAGCAUUCGGAAUCGGCUUGAAGUCUGGGAUUCCGACCGGUUCGAUUCUCCCACGCAAGUUUCCGUGGCCGCAAAGCCCCAUGUGCCCCCUCGAUGGCUCUCCGACAUCCUAUUUGACCGCAAGAAAAUGCCGGAACCGAGAGAAUGGCGAGCUCUCAGGAUCGACGGCGACCGUACAUUCUCAAUGGAUCGACCGUCGAAACUGACGGACGGCAGCCGAGGCGGACAAGCUUUCAUGUGUGAGAUAUUAAAGCCCCCCGACGGCAAGACUUACAAUAUCGCUGAUCAAGCUCGAAUGCAAUUGCUCAGCGUGAUGUUGGUGGCCAUUGCCCUGAUCAAACAAAAGCACCUCGAGCGCUGGGAGUGUGUCCUCACAGAGGAAUUCCAACUCAACGAUCAGCUGGGCGUCAUCUUCCGAAGACUCCUUCGAUUUCUGAUGGUGGCCAAUGUCUUCGUGGUUGGAUUCAUCAUUUCGGCAUUCUAUGCGCUUUGGGUACACAAUAUCUUCGGCAACGCCGCUCCCUAUCUCAUCCAGCUUUGCUCGAUAGCGUCGUGGGCUUUUGGCGCCAUUGGUCUGCUGAUGCUGGGAGGAAAUCCUCGAGUCAGGAUCAAGAGGGAUAAGGAGACACCAACGUGGGUCGAAGAGCGCUUCGACGCGCUCCCCCUAGAUGGUGCCGAGGAGGGCAAGUGCCGGCAGGCAGAAUUGAAGUUUGGAUACCUCCAAGGAACCACCUUCACGCCGGUUCAAGGGAGCUGCCGUGUCCCUCUUGAUAUUGUGAAGUUGAUCUGCCAGUGGGACCUGAUCUUGACGAGGAGUUGCGCAUGGUAUGGGGGGAUGAUUUGGUGUGCAGCAUAUCUCGGAGUCAGUAUCGUGCUGCAAAUUGCCGGCGCAAAGGUGGCAACGGUACCGGCCGAGGUCAUGGCGGUUGUCAUUCUUAUUUUGACGUCCGUUGUGAGAGGAACUGGCGUAUCUGGCUCGGAAGAGAGAAUGAUCCCCAGUUGGAAAGUCAAGCCAGAUACAGCUUACGGCGCCACUUUGUUGGGAAAGAUGAUGUCGCGUGUUUGA